AUGUCACGUCCACAAGUCAGCAUCGAUCGCCUCACACCACGGCGGGUCAUGGCCGAGCCACGUGAGUCAAUGAAUUGUAAAUCAUGUCGGAAAAGAAAGAUUAAAUGCAAUCGUGUGCGUCCGAGCUGCGAGGCAUACGCCGUCCCCAAGAAAAGAGGCCCUAAAACAGAUGUUCUUGAAGCACUUUUGAAGCGGGUAGAUGGUCUCGAAAGACGACUACAGGAAGAAAGCAGCACCGUCAGCCCUACCAACGAGAAUCCACCAUCUACCAACAAUCGAAAUAGAAAUAGAAAGGAGUCUUCGGUUGGACGGUCAAAUUCUACGGACGAAACCGGCUCUUCGAUUCAAAACUCUCUAUCAAUCGCGGAGCAAGAAGACCCGACUCAGCGGUCUUACCCAGACCGUCGCGGCUCGAUUCUUUUGAACUCGACUUACACUGGCUUUGGAGAGCAUUCCAUAAGCAGUUUUCGGCAUGGGCAGCAGACGAAUCCCACUAAUCUCCAAGACAAUGCAUUUCUUUCCGAUAACAUCUUGGAUACAUACUUUACCCGGCUUCAUGGGAAACCGUUCUAUAUUCUGGAGGAAUCCUCGACACGCCAAAGGCAUCGCAUGGGGCAAUUACCAGGACCUUUGAUGAAGGCAAUAUAUGCUAUAACUAUAAGAUAUUCCCAAUCCGCAGAAGGACAAGAAGGCUCGACACGAAUCGGACUCGAGUAUGCGCUGAAAGCACGACAAGAAAUAGACAUCGAUAAUCCGACUAUUGAAGGACUUCAAACACUCUUAUUACUAUCCAUGGUCUUCUUUGCGUACGGGUUAGGCAAGAAGACAUAUAUGACAAUAUCGAGCUGUUCUGCCAUGAUCGUCGCGCUUGAUUUUUAUCGAGAGUCCUCGCCCAAGCUCAACCUCUCCCAUACCGAAAAAGAAAUGAGGCGACGGUUAUUCUGGACAUGCUACAUGAUGGAUCGGUUUGUGGCGUGUGGUUCGAGACGCCCAUGUCUGAUAUCGAAUGAUUCGAUUUUAUUGCGUUUACCAUCGUGGUCAUCAUCUGCAUCCUCUCAUAACCUUCCUGUUGAAGGAGAAUUAUUCAACAACUCGGGUAUCAACAUUCAACUUUCGGUCGACCCCCGUAGACGGGGACAACCGUCAAUUGUCCUACUUAUUGAUAUCAUACGAAUAUUAGGAAUCACAAACCGGUAUUUAGCUACGGGUGGAGUAAAAGGCGAUUCUCACUUCCCUUGGCACUCGAUGUCCAAUCUGUCAAAAAUUCGCCAGGAGUUGGACUUGUGGGGAGCUGGUGUACAGGACAUAUUUAUCUCAGUCGAGUCGCUGUUUACACAUCCUGAAAGCACAACAUUAUUCCUCAGCAAACUUAUAUACCACCUCAUUCACUGCCUGAUAUACCGUCCGUUUCUACCACUUGAUUUGGCAGAACUACGAGGGACAGGACAACACCAAUCAUGGCAAAUUGAGGCGACUAAUUUAUGCUUCUUACAUUCAAAUGCUAUUGUUGAGCUUGUUGAGUUUGGACGGAACUCUUCAUUGGUCGAAUGGCCCGCUUUCAUCAGUCAUUGCGUGUGUACUGCCGGGACGGUCCAUAUCCAUGGUGUACACUACAAGGGGCUGGAAGGGGAAGUCUUUUCAUCUAGCGCCGACUUUCUUUCCAAGGGGAUGCAACAGAUGUCUUGGCUACGACAUUGUUGGGCGGGCGUUCAACAUCAACGAGAAUUGCUGCAGACAGUCUAUACCUGUCACGCAGAGCUUAUCAGGAACCUAGCCAACAGCACGAUGCGGUUUUCUCCUGUGUUCCACUUGGAGGACUUUUUCGAUCGUUAUAUUGGCAUAUCGGUGGAUAGCUCUCAUGUUAGACUUGUUGAUGAGGUUACUGACACCAGCAACGAUAACAUGUCGCUGCCAUUAUCUCUUGAUAGCCACUCCUUAUACAACACACAAGCGAUGCCCAACACAUCAUUAAACAGCUCUCACCACUUCCAGAAUCACCAAUUCUCUCGUGUGAGCGGUUCCACGGGCCAUCAACCACAAUUCCCGCGACAUACUUCAACAGAACUACCGAGUUCCCAAUUCGACGCUUCACAUCAAUCACAAUCUCAGCAAUUACAAUCAGCGUUGUACUCAUAUAAUCUCACUGACUCCUCGUACUCGACUACACAACAAGAUCAGCAGCAGCAACAUCCACAGCAACAGACGUCACGUCUACUUCCAUCAUUCUCACCAACACUGGGUCUAUCACCGUCGGCAUUCAUUUCCGAAACUCUCAACAAUGCAACAGCUCCUACUCCACCGUCAAACUUCCACUACGCCACAUUCCCCUUUGACAGUCCGCAUACGACACAGGCCAGAACCCCAUACACAACAGGAUAUGCCGCACAAACCCCAAGUGGUCAAUCACAAGCAAGUGAUUCCCACGCCACUAUGAGCGAAAGCGGCCCGCCUUCAGAAAAGGAUCCUUUCCUCAGUCUAUUGGAGCAAUUGGCUGAGAAUGAACAUUUGGAGGGCGAUGGGCCGAGUGAACUUGAUUUCUUGUUGGGUGGUAUCCAUGAUCCCAAUCCUAAUGAGAGUAUUGCCCCAGAUGCGGAGCGCACUGGAAUGAUUGUCGCUGGCGGAGAGGUAUCAGAGCAAUCUGUCACUAAUGAAAGGUCCUAA
Molecule: messenger RNA, 2661 nt
Organism: Talaromyces marneffei
Lineage: Eukaryota; Fungi; Ascomycota; Eurotiomycetes; Eurotiales; Trichocomaceae
Exons: 6
Coding region: 1-2661 (886 amino acids)
Biological process (GO): regulation of DNA-templated transcription; DNA-templated transcription
Cellular component (GO): nucleus
Molecular function (GO): DNA-binding transcription factor activity, RNA polymerase II-specific; DNA binding; zinc ion binding
Source: RefSeq, a predicted model, not a curated record